Messenger RNA from Venturia canescens, 3035 nucleotides. Its product is annotated as E3 ubiquitin-protein ligase UHRF1-like. NCBI's taxonomy places the organism in Eukaryota, Metazoa, Arthropoda, Insecta, Hymenoptera, Ichneumonidae. Gene Ontology annotation, molecular function: ubiquitin protein ligase activity; protein binding. The record is from RefSeq and is a predicted model, not a curated record. Gene Ontology annotation, biological process: protein ubiquitination; negative regulation of gene expression via chromosomal CpG island methylation. Bases 312 to 2606 code for a protein of 764 amino acids. The transcript has 4 exons.
GCUUCUGCACAGUUGAAACCGACCAACAAGUGGCGCGUGUGUUGUGUGCUUGUCCGUCAGUACGUAUAAGAAUUCUUCGAAAAGUAUUUAAUUUUCCAAUCGCAUCAUACAUUCUAUCACACCUGCUUACGUUACACUAUGGCAAACACAUUUUUCGUCCAACUUUUCUCUACAUUGUUCUCUGUUCGUUCAUGAAUUUCGGUGUCAAAAUAUCCCCAUUCUCAAAUAAAAUCGUUCAGAUAAUAAACGUCAUCAGAUUGCUAAAAAAGGUGACAAACGCUGGAAACGUUUAAAUACAUCUGAUAGAUAAAAUGUACGUCAAAGUACGAACAAUCGAUGGAAAAACCGAGCGAACGUUCGACAUUUCAAAACUCAUCAACAUCGAAGAUUUCAAGAUAAAAGUCGCGGAUGAAUUUUCGGUCGAGCCAGAGCUUCAACGUUUGUUUUACCGAGGCAAACAACUUGAAAAUGGCUACACGAUAUUUCAUUAUGGAGUUGGACCUAGCGACGUAUUACAAUUGGUCAUAAAAACAAAGGAUGAGCCCAAUUUGGCUAGUACAUCGAGUGAUUCAAAAGAAAAAAAAACCUCUAAUGAAGAGGAUAGCCCAAAUGUAAAAAAACUAGACGAUGGUUUGAUCGAGGCUCAGAGUACUUGGUGCCAAAUCAACGACGAAGUCGACUGUCUAGAUCGUUCUUUCGGAGCUUGGUUUGAAGCGACUGUUUUCAAAAUUCUCAAAAAGGAAUCAUCUUCCGAGCUCUUAUACAGAGUACAAUGGAAAUUUAUGGAGGACAAAGAACCAUUCGAUGUGGAUGAAAACAUGAUUCGCCCAAGAGCUUGGAAAUUAUUGUCCUAUGAUGAAUUGGACAAUGGUAUGAGAGUCAUGAUCAAUUAUAAUACGGAGACACCCAACGAAGAUGGUUUUUGGUUUGAUUUUACAAUAUCCAAAAUCAAAAAGACUAGGACUGCUGAAGAACUCACCGGGACUCUUCAUGUUGGAGGGGAUCACACAACCGUGGAGAAUUGCAAAGUGAAUCCCCGUGGGGAGGUGUAUAGGAUCGAGGAGAAGGUACCAUUGGAAAAUCGCGACGAAAACGUAGUGCUGAGUGACAAAAAGAGGAGAGUGGCUUUGAUUUGUAAAACGUGUAACGACGAUCCGGAGGAGCCAUGCAAGGAUUGUGGUUGUUGUGUAUGUUCCGGUAAACAAGAGCCGCACAAUCUUUUACUUUGCGAUGAGUGCAACAAAGCGUAUCAUCUACGUUGUUUGGUGCCGCCGUUGGACUCUAUACCCGAUGAUGAAAACUGGUAUUGCCCUGACUGCAAAAACGAUGAGAACGAGAUAGUAAAAGCCGGCGAGAAAUUAAAGCCCACGAAAAAAAGAAUGGAUAGGACAGAGUUGAAAAAGGGACAAAAAGACUGGGGAGUCGGAAUGGCAUGUCUAGGCAGAAUGGCGCAGUGUACAAUCGUGCCUCAAAAUCAUGUUGGACCGAUUCCCGGUAUCGAGGUCGGUAUGAGCUGGGAAUACAGAUUGCAAGUUUCCGAGUCCGGUGUACAUAGACCACACGUCGCUGGUAUUCACGGUAGAGAAGGAGAUUGCGCUUAUUCACUCGUCCUUUCCGGUGGCUAUGAGGACGACGUUGAUUAUGGUGACGAAUUUAUGUACACGGGCUCCGGUGGUCGCGAUUUAUCCGGAAAUAAAAGAACAGCUGUACAAAGCUGCGAUCAAACCCUUACUCGUAUGAACAAAGCGUUGGCACUUAAUUGUAACGCUAAAUUGAACACCGUCAAAGGAGCAACCGCGAGUAAUUGGCGCCAGGGUAAACCGGUCCGUGUGGUACGCAGUUGCAAGCUUCGUAAGCACAGCGAAUAUGCUCCAGAAGAGGGUAAUCGUUACGACGGUAUUUACAAGGUUGUCAAGUACUAUCCACAGAAAGGAAAGAGCGGCUUCAGCGUGUGGCGUUAUCUUCUAAGGCGCGACGAUCCAACACCCGCACCUUGGACCGAAGAGGGCAAAAAACGAAUGGAAUCUCUGGGCCUGAAAUUGAUCCGGUAUAAACCAAUAAACAAUGGCACCGAAUCGCAGACAAAAAAUGAAUCUAUUGAUUCAGAAAAAUCUACUCAUGAACAAGAGAGUAAAAAAUCUAAAUCUACCAAAAAAAAAUCUAAGACCAUUGAAAAAAGAGGCAAAUCUACCAAAAGAACACAUUCAGACAAAGUCGAUGAAAAGAAUGAACCAGAAAUGAAGAAAACCAAAAUGGAAUCUUAUAAACUUGACGAAUCGAUCGAAGAAUUUAUAAAACGAGAUGCUGUCAAUUCGAAACUUUGGGAAGAGUGUUGCAACGUUUUGGCUGAUGGCAAAAUUGCUUUUUUACAAAUCGUUACAGAAAGAUAUACGUGUGUAUGCUGUCAAGAGGUUGUUCACAAUCCUAUUACAACACCUUGUGCUCACAACAUUUGUUUAACGUGUAUGAAGAGGAGUUUUCGUGCUGGAGUAUAUUGCUGUCCGAUGUGUCGUUACGAAAUGAAAAAAAAUCAUCCAAUGGUGGUGAACGAAUCACUUUCAUCGGCAUUGAAACUCUUAUUACCUGGGUAUGAUGGUGGACGAUAGCAUUUUUUCACCCUCGCACGAUACAACAAAUUGAUAUAAAAAAGAAAAACUAAAUUCAUUUACCUGGAGUGCCUUUAUAAUAAUUUCUCAUUAUUACGAUAAUUUAAGUGUUAUGAAUAUUUCAUUUACCAGUAAUCGAACAGGUAUCCAAAAUACAAUUAUAAAUUAGCUUUAUUUUUCUGAGGGUUUUUCCUUCUUCACGAGAGACGAUGGAACGUUUCCUCCAAUCCAUUUCAAAUACUCCUCGUUUCCGUUUGCAAUCUAGAUAUUCAAUGUUCAAAUGUCAAUUGUAAAACGAUCAAGAAAUAACAUAACAGCAUAGGUUCAAUACUCACGGGUAGGGAUAUUACUUCGCACACUUCGUACGGAUGAUUUUCCCUGCAAAAAAUAAAUUGUUGAGAGUAAUUUCGAAAAAAUUCAUUCUCUAGA